Molecule: messenger RNA, 2109 nt
Organism: Penicillium atrosanguineum
Lineage: Eukaryota; Fungi; Ascomycota; Eurotiomycetes; Eurotiales; Aspergillaceae
Gene: xanB
Product: isocyanide synthase xanB
Exons: 2
Coding region: 1-2109 (702 amino acids)
Molecular function (GO): oxidoreductase activity
Source: RefSeq, a predicted model, not a curated record
AUGGUUGCCCUCGCACCUAUUGCGGACAUGUUGCCUACCCUAUAUCCGCAGAAUGCCUCCCAGAAUGGCAUUUUCAGUUCUGAAGAGGCAAAAUAUGCCGAUACUACUCCAAUCAGCAUCAGGACUGUGGAUAAAGCGUCGUCCGAAUCUGACAGCGCCGAUCACAUUCCGAUUACCGCAAACGGUAAUGCCGCUACAAACCACGCGACAGAUAAUGUCAACGGAGACAUUGCACCUUCAAUUCACUCUGAGGAUGAUUCAAACGAUAAAAAGAUGGCCGUCGAUAUUCUCAAGGUCAUUGAGAGUUAUGGUGCUGACUAUGAGAAGAAUGGUGGUUCCUGGAAGGGGCUCGAGUCCUUCAUCCCCACCGUGGAGGAGCGUGUUAAACUCGGAGAACCGAUCCGCAUGAUUCUUCCUGCUUUUCCUUUCAAAUCUCCCAAUGCAAGGGAUAAGGUGUUGGGUACGAUGCCCGACUUCGGUGAAGAGUUGGCGCUUGCUCAUCUCAACGGGCUAUGCGAGAACAUCGCCCAGGUAUACGAGCCUGGUGCGGAUGUAUACAUCAGCUCUGACGGACUGGUGUACAAUGACAUUCUUGGAGUUCCAGAUGAGACAGUCUGGGACUAUGGAGAGGCCUUGCGACAGAUGGCCGUGGACAAGGGUCUUCACCAUGUGAAAUUCAUCCGUCUGUUUGAACUCCUUGAGCAUCCAUGGUUCAAAACAGACAGCCCAGAGGAUGCCAAAGCAUUCUACCUAGCUCACGCUAGUUGUCUUCGCCAUGAACUGAUGUACAUUCACGGUGACCCAGCCUUUGAUGCCGACGAGGCAAUCAAGACGGAUAAUGAUACCUGCUUGACAUAUCGUGGGUACAUCAAAUUUCUAACCAAAGACCUCGCACAUCAGGAGCAAACUCAGUUGCUAUCGAAACGUGCAAGACAAACACAGAUUGCUCAAAUCGCGCGCCAGAUGAUCGUCCGUGGCAAGAUGUUCGCUGCUGCCAUCAAAGCCAAUCGAAAUGACUAUGUCCGACUGUCAAUUCAUGAGUCCGCAGGAGAGAAGAAGCUGUCUGUGUCUCUCAUUCCACGGCUUCGGGGGGCACUGGGCUUCACUCCGUGGCAUGCAUCUGUAGCAGUGGGCGUGGAUGGCUCCUAUCGUACCGUUCACGCUGAAGACGUGCGCGACACCCACGACCUGAUCUACAAAAACGGCCAGCCAUAUUACUUCCGCGAAAGAUCCGAAAUCUUCAACUGGGCUGAAGACGGUAUCUCUGUUAAGUUCGAGCAUCUCUAUCCCUGCGGACUUAUCAUUCGUCCUGCCGACAUUGACAAUGUCAACCCACCCCCUUCAAUCACUGCUCUGCCUAUGCGCAAAUUUCGCCAGCUUUCAAACAGUAUGUCACCUGUUAUUGUACGUGGCUUUUCAGAGACUCUCCAGGAAGAUUUAUAUGUCAAGGCUGCUGAGCAGCUUGGCAGUAUUCUCCCGUGGAGCUUCGGGAUAAUCCAGAAAGUCCGCGAUGCCGGUCGCACCGACAAGCUGGGCAACAACGUCACCUCGAACGAGGCUAUGCCCAUGCACUUUGACGGGAUGUUCAAGUUUAACGAAGUGACCGAUCCCGUUACCGGAGAAAUGAGAAGAAUUCAAUGUCCACCAGGCUACCAAUUCUUCACCUGCCAAGCGACCGCACCAAAAGGAAGCGGGUAUACACUCUUCGCCAGCUCGCGACUAUUCUUCCGGUACCUGCCACUCCCAUGGACAGUUGAGCGCCUGGAAAAUAUCACAUGGGCAAUGGAUAACGACGGAUUUUGGGACGCCAAGUUGAAGAACCUACCACUGAUUGUGAAACAUCCCGUUUCAGGGAUGCCCUGUGUGCGCUGGCACCAGCCAUGGGACUCGAGCAAAACCAAGUUCUCAACUUGUGAUGUCACGAUUGAGAACGACCAUCCUAGUCUAGUUGGGGUUAUGGAUCGGAUUACUUAUGACCAUCGGGUAUGUUUGCGCUUUGAGUGGGAGAAGGGGGAUCUGCUCAUUAGCGAUAACACGGCUAUGCUGCAUACUCGCACGGGGUAUAAGACUGCUUGUGAUCGCGAACUGUGGCGUAUUCACUUUGAUUAG